This is a messenger RNA of Plasmodium coatneyi, 5583 nucleotides long. RefSeq lists its product as uncharacterized. The transcript has a single exon. Bases 1 to 5583 code for a protein of 1860 amino acids. NCBI's taxonomy places the organism in Eukaryota, Apicomplexa, Aconoidasida, Haemosporida, Plasmodiidae. The record is from RefSeq and is a predicted model, not a curated record.
AUGGAAAAAGGUUUUCCCAGCAAAAAGACACAUCAAAAAAUUGAUGAUGAAGGAUAUACACACAUGAUAAACAAUGGAAAUAUAAAAAACGAAAUGGAACAGUUUUGUAAAUUUUUUCACCACGACAAUAACAACUCUUUUCUGAGUAAUGACUAUUGUGAAUAUAUGAACAACUUUUUUGCGAAUGAGGAUCAAAUGUAUUUUGGUGCAAAAUACCACUUUGACUCAUUCGAUAAGUUUACAAAUUUUCCUGUACUUACCCCAAUUUGCAAAUUAUCCAAUUUAAAAAAAAAUAAAAGGGAAUAUUUUGCCAAAGGAGAGAAAAACCGAUAUGGCAAAAAUGCUUUUUUUAAAAGAAUUAUAAAAAGUCAUCUAGACUCCGUUGAGAAGUACAUACGUAAGUUGGGGACUCGACCCAGGGAAGGGUUCGCUCAGUUUCGGAACAGAAGGAGAAGGGGCGAAAAUGGCUUUCCCAUUAAGUCUAAAAGUGUCCUCCGCAAAUAUUUCAACAUAAGGGGGGAGAAUACAAGGACAGGAAAAAAUUCCCAAAACAGAGGAAAUGUUGUUAAACCAAACCGCAAUGAUGGAAAGAAACAAUCGUUUAGAAAGAUUCCCCCCAAAAAAAAAAUUCAGCACUGGGAUCCCCAAAUGUCAAGUGACGAAAAGGGGAAAUUCUUAAAAAGGAUAAACCUACAUUUCAGCAAUUGUGAGAACACCUGCUUAGACAUUCUUUUCUCCCGAGAUGAUGAGAAAGGGGCUAACGGACUUUUCCUUUUGCGAAAAAGACAAACUGACAAGUUGGAAGAAUACCGAGAUGACAAAUCAACAAAGUCGGAAGGUGUUUACAGGAAUGCACAGUUUGUUAUACAUGAUAAAAGGGUUCAAAUUGUGUCCUAUGACGAUAUGGAGCUUUACAAACUGAUGAGAAAAAGGCUGAGGGACAAGCGCAAAAAUGAAUCCGGAUUUUCAAAAAAAAGCCGUUGGAGGAGUAACCCCUACGCAAAGAAAAAAGCGAUAAAGGUACUCUGCCCACGUGGAAGCUCCAUAGGAGGAAAAACUGAUGAUAAACAUGAGGGAGAUCAAAUUGAAGCCAAAGUUUACACACUUCAUUCCCCUAAACAUGUGCAGACAGACCUCGAAAGAAAUAACGCCACACAAAAUGGCAAUGGCCAACUCUUUGUCAAUUUGGGUAGGGUCAAAUACAAGUGCCUCAACAAAUAUCACUCACUUUUGGAUUACCAAAAUGGAUUCACUCACGAACGCGGAGAGAACAACAAGAUAUGGAUGGAGAAACCAAAUUGUGCUGAUGCAGAAGAAGGGACUGCGAAAUGCUGUUCCUGCAGCGAUACCGAUCUGAGUUUUAGCAAUUUGCAAAAAAGCUGUGGAUGGUAUUGUACAGAAGGGGGAACCCCCAAUGGGAUGAACUCAUCCCAAAUGGAUCACUCUAGUGGUAAUGACACCCCUUAUGGAAAAGUAAAAAAUGGGAGCGAGAAUGAGAAUAAGCUUUACACAACAUGCAGCACCACGUGCACGAGCGCAUCCAAGUCUGAGCCUAACCCCAUUGAUGAUGACAUUUGUAAUGACGAGCGUAAAGACGGUUCUGUCUCAUCGGAGCAAAUGAACAAAAUAUACGAAGAAGGAAAUAAUGAUCACACGAAUGACGCCCAAGAUGUGGGGACACACUUUUUUGUGAAGAACAUGGUACAACCUCUACCCAUGGGAGAAUCCGAACAAGGGGGCAUUUGUUACAAAUCCAAGUUGAGUGAAAAGGUUCCAAAUCUGCAUUUUAAACAUGCACAGGUAGAGGAAGACAAAUUGAAUAUGUACCAUAACGAACGGUUAUGCGGCGUGUCCUGCGAUAACCAAUGUGGACGUAGUAGCAACUUAGGUGAUAAAAGUGGGGGGUUCCCCCAUGGUGUGUGUGUACAGAACCCGGAACGAAGUAAUGUAACUAUAAUUCAUUCGCAAUGUAAUUACGACCCGCUUGAAUCAGUCAUCAAGAUGUCACUAAAUGAAGAAGAAAGCAAAAUGGAGAAUACCCCCCAUGAGGGAACAGGCACACUGGGGGAAAGAAUACCAAGUGACCCCUUCGAUCAGGCAGAGCAUUCACUUAAAAAUGGAAAAAUGAAUGGAAGAACAAAUCCCAUCAUUUUCGAGAUACCUCAGUUGGAGAACAAACAAAAACUUGCACUUAAACCGAAAGUCUACUGGAGCAAAAGGAGGCCCUUUUGGGAGGAAAAAAAGAAAAAAGCAAUACGCAAGGGAACAAAUACAAAUUAUCACCAAUGUGGAAAAGGUUCACUAAAGAAUGUGGAAGACGUUCUAACCCUGAAGGGGGGGAUACACAUCGGUUGUGGAUUUGCAAAGGGCGAGAAACAACCCCUUAGAAACUUUUCCCUUACUACUGACUCGACAUGCACAUUGAGUAGUACCCCUCUGGAAAGACGCAUAAUACGCAGUAGCGGAAAUAUUCAGAAGAGAAGUUACACUACAUCCUGUAUAAACGAAACAUCCAUUUUAAGAAGUAGAAAAAAUUUAUCCGUGAAUGUUGUGUCCUUAGUUGAUGCAAACAAAUAUGGCAGCAUGAGGAGUAAAAAUGAACAAUCCCUUGUCGCUUCCAGUGGGGAGUCCUCCACCAGGUUGUCUUCUAACCGUGACCGUGUUGACAGUGCAAGAGGAGGAGAACGAAACACAGAGGCACUGAAAACGAGCCACUCAUAUGAUGAGAACCCUCUUAAUAGUGAUCUUCUACCCACCACCAUUGUGAAAAAAGAUCCCCAAUUGGAAAAUGGAUCAAACGAAAUGUACACUAACGGUAAUGAGAACAAGACAAUGGUGAAGAGUAUUUACACGAAAAGGUUAGCCGACAAAAAGGAGAAGCCAAUUACAAAUACGGAAGAAACAACUACUUGGGGAAAGCAGAAUGGAAUUGCACAACCAGUGAAUGAUAACUCUUUAUAUGAGCAUCUACUAACCAGGUGUGCACCCCCUAGUGGGUUCCUUCCAACUAGUGAGGACUCAAAACCUGAGGAACUUCCCAUUCCGCACAUAAAGGCCAUAACGCAAAACGGCCACAAAAUGAACACACCGUUCACGUGUACAAAUGAACAGGAGGACUCGCACAACAAACAGGACAACCCAAAAGUGGACUGUCUCUACACGAACGACUCACUGCAUAGGGAAGGAAAAUUUAAAAUUCCAAGUUGUGCCAGUGAUGAAAAGGUGGACAAUUAUAACCUUGCCAGUCGAAACAAUUCGACUCAGAAUAAGAGAUCCAAAAAGGGACAAAACGAAUCCGAGAAGAACAGCACCACUGCUACAACGGAUAACCAACAGAUAAACCACUUAAACAGUACGGAUAAAAGGAACAUUAAAUGUGAACCCGUUUGGGGUAACCAUCUCAAAUGGGAUUCCUUCACCCAUUCGGUAUGUCCCAAUGGCGAACCUUCGAAAGCGACUGAACAAAACUUCGCCCCGUAUAAGGAAACACAUUUAGGGGAUCCACCUCUAAUUGGCAAUCUAGAACAUGGGGGUAAUUACAAUGUAGGACGCUUACCGAACAGUGAAAGGGGUGGAAGCCUAAACGGAGUCGCCAUAUCGGUUGGAGAUUUAAAUGGGAAAUCUCAAUUGGGAAAGAUCUGCCAGGAUGACUCCCCUCCGUGUGAUUACAAAGAACGUUGCUGUUACGGUGUAGCCGAUUUGGAACAAGUAAAUAAGAAGACGCACCGUGUGGAAGGAGGAACUGGGGGCGACCAAAAGGGGGGAAGUUACAACCAAGUGGGGAAAUUAAAAUUCGGAAAAAACAGCCGGAGUGGUACUGGUCAUAAAAAAGUCGAAACGAUUAACAGAAGUGAUUACCAUUUAAAGAGAGACCUUGACAAGGGAAAUUUAUCCAGUAGGACAAAUUUCCCCAUCGAUCUUUUCUACACAAAUGAGAAAAGAGACACCAAGGAUGUGAUUGCUCCUAUUGGGAGGAAGAAUCUACCUACCUCUCAGCACGUCCAACAUUUUGAAUGUUCCUUCCCAAAUGGGAACAACUGUGAAGUAGUCCCUCCCCUGGAUAAUGGCCACUGUGAUGACGAACUGCCCAACCGCUUGAGUUAUACACCUCCUGAACCUGUGAAUAAAAUUACCAAAGAAAUCUUCACGAAGAAGUCACAGAACAGCUAUCUGAUCGAGUGGUUCCCAGGGUUUGACAUCCCGAUAGGAACCUAUGGAAGAGCCAUAUUGAGAAAAGCGCUACACCAAAAAAGAAUGACAGAUGUGAAAAGGUGUGACGAAAUUUUAUCAUCCAAUGGGUUGUUCCCUACUUCUAGAUCUACCUUCGGAGACAUGAAAAUAAAGGACCUCUACAGAGCUGCACAUAUUUUAGGAAUAUGGAAUGUGGCGGAAAAAUAUUGCCUUCUGGCAUGCGAACGGAAUGGGUAUAAAAGGGAAUGGAUUGAUAUGCUGAAAAGGAGCGGCGUCAAGAUUACCAUGAAGGCACUAAAAGAAUUGAGGAGCAGGUACCUACUGAGUAGUAAAAAUUUUUCACCUUCCGGGAAGAAGAAAAAGGAUAAUAAUAGUCAUGCAAAGGAAGGUGACAAUGGGGGGAUGGACACAAGUAACGCAGUUAGGACGAAAUUCGAAAGAGGUGUGAUUCAACCGGGGGGUCCCAUGUUAGAGGCACCUUCCACCAUCCGCAAAAGCGUUUCUCAUAAAUCCAGUUGCUCACAUGAUGAUAAAGCGGGCAUUACAGGAAGAGACUGUCUCCAAAAUCCGAAAUGUAAGAAGAAAAAUCAAACAUGCUACCGUAUAGAUGAACAGCAGAACUACCUCCCCACAGUAGGAUCCCAAGUGGCAGACAAAAAAAGAACCCCCAACCGGCUACAUUGUGCAGUUUCAAGGAACAGCCUUCCUAGUGAACACUUAAACGGAUCCAAUGAAGCACUCCUUCGAAGAUUAAGGGGAAAUCACAUUGGAACUACUCAUGAUGGAAGUUACCCAAGUAGUAGCAGUAACGUCGGAAGAACAGACUUGGCAAAUACGCAUAAAGACAGGUUUUCUUCAACCCCCCAGAUGAGUAACACCAAUGGUGUAGGUUAUACAGGAGCUUCUAAUCACGUCAGCGUGCCUAGUACGUGUAACUCGCUAAGUAAAAUUCAGUUUGCCUACUCAACGGAGGAUAGAUUUCCUAACAUGGUAGUAGGACCCGCAAGUGGAACCAUGGGGGAUGACCAAGCAAUGCCAAAUGAGAUCAACGUGGAGAAUUCCACCCAGCUCCAGAACACCUGCCACUUUUUUAAUACAAAUUUUCUGCAUGAUAGAAGAAAACUUAUUCACCAAAAUUGGAACUCCACUGGCACGGCAUCAAUGGGAGAUUUGGGCCACACUGCAGGGAUAACAAUUAGGGGGGACAAGCAACUUCAUGCUGGGAACAUUCCAAUAAUGGGAGAUCCCUCUACGUAUGAAACGUUGCGGAAUGAGUGCCCUUUAGAUGUGGGAAUGCGUAGUGAUCUGUUCCACACGGGGGGCACCUCCGAUUCGUUUCAGUUUUGGAGCAACUCACAAAGUGCCACUCACUUCGUUGACGAGUAUAUGUAG